This is a messenger RNA of Tachysurus vachellii, 3312 nucleotides long. RefSeq names its product beta-1,3-galactosyl-O-glycosyl-glycoprotein beta-1,6-N-acetylglucosaminyltransferase. The transcript has 4 exons. Bases 316 to 1638 code for a protein of 440 amino acids. Lineage: Eukaryota; Metazoa; Chordata; Actinopteri; Siluriformes; Bagridae. Gene Ontology annotation, cellular component: membrane. The record is from RefSeq and is a predicted model, not a curated record. Gene Ontology annotation, molecular function: beta-1,3-galactosyl-O-glycosyl-glycoprotein beta-1,6-N-acetylglucosaminyltransferase activity.
AAGUACCCACUGGUGCUUUAAGUGCUGUUCACCCGAGGAAAGGCACAACCCGUCUGCGCUGCUUUGUAAAAAAUGGACUAAAAAACAUUCACACUUAUUUUUACUGCUGACAAUCAGGCAGCCUGGAGAACAUCAGAAACACUGAAGUAUGAGGACAGAGUUGAGAAACAACACAAGGCACACCAAUUUGUCACAGGUCAUCCCUCCUUCCCCUGCAGUGCUUCCCAUUACUUCAGAGAGAAACAGUUCACUUGUAGCGUCUCCGACCCCAGUCACUGAGAAACCCAGACCCAGUGGGAUUGUCCCAGGUUGCUGAUGGCUUUCACAAUCACCGGAAUGAGAAGAUCCUGGCUGUUGCUGCUAUGUGGAGCUUGGUUCAGUGUUCUCAUUCUCAUGAUCGCACGGAUCAUCCAAGAAAAGAGAGUGAUUAUGUAUAGAUCGCUGAUGUUCGGAAAUGAAUCUCCAGAGGAUAUGUGUGACUGCGAUAAAAUUUUACAGGGUGAUCAUAAUGAGCUUGAAUGCGCUAAGAUUCUGACCUUGAAAAAGAGCUUUAAGUACAGAACACAGAUCACAAAUGAACGAUAUGUCAUGCAGACAGAAGACUGUGAAAAGUUCCGGACUACUCGUAAAUACCUACUGUUCCCAUUGAGUGAGGAGGAAGCGGCGUUCCCAUUGGCAUAUUCCAUUGUUGUUCACCACAAGGUGCAGAAUUUUGAGAGGCUACUCAGGUCCAUAUACAGCCCUCAGAAUUUCUACUGCAUCCAUGUGGACCAAAAAGCCCCUCACUCUACAAGGAAGGCUAUCAGCGGCAUUGUCUCUUGCUUCGAUAAUGUUUUCUUAGUCAGCCAGGCUAUAGAAGUGGUCUACGCCAGCUGGAGUCGCGUCCAGGCUGAUAUCAAUUGUAUGAAGGAUCUUUACCAGGUCAACAGCCAUUGGAAGUACUUCAUCAACCUGUGCGGUCAGGACUUCCCAAUCAAAACCAACUUGGAGAUGGUGCGUAUGCUUAAAAAGCUAGGUGGUGCUAACAGCCUGGAGACUUAUACCACACCCGUUCAUAAGGUAUCCAGAUGGAAACAAAGCUUCCAAGUACAAAAUGGCAUAUUAAUAAGAGCCAACAAAGACAAAAGUCCACCACCCUUUGGUCUUAAGAUUUUCUCAGGUAUCGCAUACAUAGUGGUGAGUCAUGAAUUUGUGCGCUAUGUGCUUGAAGACCCCAAAGCACAGGUGUUGAUAUCAUGGAUAAACGAUACCUACAGCCCUGAUGAAUUUCUCUGGGCUACAUUGCAACGUAUGCCUGGUGUCCCCGGGUUCCUUCAUGCACACUCUAAAUUUGACAUCACAGACAUUUAUAGCAUCUCCCGGCUAAUCAAAUGGGCAGGGCAUGAGGGGGGAAUUGAUGCAAUGUACCCUCCCUGUCAGGGUAUUCACGUUCGGGGAGUUUGUGUAUAUGGAGUUGGGGACCUGAAGUGGAUGCUAGAACAUCACCAUUUAUUUGCUAAUAAGUUUGACACAGAUUUUGACCCAGUUGCCAUUCGAUGCUUAGAGAAGUACCUCAGACACAAAGCGCUAAAUCAAUCUGUUUAUUUCCGUCCCGUUCCAAAACCAUUGGGGAUAAUAUGGAGUCAUAUACUUCGAUGAAAAAUUCUCCACUUUUUGGGUUGAGUUCUCCCAUACCGUGUCUAUAUGGACAUCUUUUUUAUAUGUCAGGUUUGGACUCUUUGGGUUCCAAUGUUGUAAAACAGGGAAGAAAAUUGUAUGCUUUGAAUUUUGUGGAAACAGUUUGGGAAAUGGGGGGCACGGUGGCUUAGUGGUUAGCACGUUUGCCUCACACCUCCAGGGUUGGGGGUUCGAUUCCCGCCUCCGCCUUGUGUGUGUGGAGUUUGCAUGUUCUCCCCGUGCCUCGGGGGUUUCCUCCGGGUACUCCGGUUUCCUCCCCCGGUCCAAAGACAUGCAUGGUAGGUUGAUUGGCAUCUCUGGAAAAUUGUCCGUAGUGUGUGAUUGUGUCAGUGAACGAGAGAGUGUGUGUGUGCCCUGCGAUGGGUUGGCACUCCGUCCAGGGUGUAUCCUGCCUUGAUGCCCGAUGACGCCUGAGAUAGGCACAGGCUCCCCGUGACCCGAGGUAGUUCGGAUAAGCGGUAGAAGAUGAGUGAGUGAGUGAGUUUGGGAAAUGACCACAUACAGGUGAAGGAUUUUGUGUCCAGUUCUUGCAUGCAUAAUCAGCACUGAUAUUUAUAUGUAAUCAACGUCUGAUGUUCCGUUGCCCCUCCAGUAAUUAACAUAUCACUGUGAAGGGGAAACCAAAUGGAUGGUUUUGACAUUGUGCCUGUGUCACACCUGUAGUUAACAUAAUGACCUACUGUAUAUGCAAAGCAAUCAACUGAUCGACUACACAGGAUGGACCUUCUGUCCUGACCAUUGUACUGUAAGUUCUUCAGUAGAAGGUCCUAACUGUAUCUGUCUAUUGUUAAAUUUAUACUGAGUCUUUGUUUUUCUUUAGCUUUCUUUUCUUUACAGUGCUGUUUUCCUUUUUCUUUUUUUUUUUUUUUUUUGGUAGAAGGUACAUUUUAUAGUUCAUAAUAAGAAUUCUUAAAUAGAUUGAUCCUAGCUAGAAAUUUACAGAUUAAAGCUUUCAUUUAUUUAUUUUUUCCACUGAAAAGGUGUCACUCAUGUCUACACACCCAAUAUGGUUUGAUAUUAGAUAUUAUAUUACGUGAUAUUUAUGAUACAACAACCAAAUUUAUGUGGCAAUAAACAGUAUGAAUGGUGAGAAAAAAAAUAACUGUGCUACGGUUCACCAUGUUGCUUUGUUCAAUGCACCGUCGCGUAUUACGAAACGACAACAACAUAGAAAGCAAAAAAGCACAUUAAGACUAGCUAUUUUAUGCUAAAUUAAUUCUCUAGAUUAACAGGGAAUUGAACGGGAAGUGCAAAUGCAUUAUAUACAGUAAGAAAGAUUCAAACUUAACUCAGCGUUAUCCCUUCGUGUGUAUCUCGAAAAUAUUAGAAUAUUUUCAAUGCAUCCCAGGCGGAAGAUUUACCUGCACUUUUAAUUAAUUGUUUACUCAGAUUAUGAUCAUUUUGUGACGAAGAGAUCAAUACAUGAGAGAUUGGUACUGAUUAAUGGUUUUGUUUGUCUCCAGAGAAUGAAUUCCUCAUCCCGUGCUUAUGAUUUUAUUUUUAUGUUUUUUUUACUGCUAUGUAUGAGUUUGUGUAUGUUGGUGGAGAAAAAAGUAUCUAUUUUGUUUGAAGGAAAAUUUUCCUAAAAGAAAAAAGAAGUUUAAUGGUUAAACAUUUUUCUGUGUGUAUAUCAUA